Molecule: messenger RNA, 3401 nt
Organism: Linepithema humile (Argentine ant)
Lineage: Eukaryota; Metazoa; Arthropoda; Insecta; Hymenoptera; Formicidae
Gene: unpg
Product: unplugged
Biological process (GO): regulation of transcription by RNA polymerase II; regulation of nervous system development
Cellular component (GO): nucleus
Molecular function (GO): RNA polymerase II transcription regulatory region sequence-specific DNA binding; DNA-binding transcription factor activity, RNA polymerase II-specific
Source: RefSeq, a predicted model, not a curated record
AGUGUUAUCGCCAUUGUUAUUAACGUGGUACAGAGCUGUUCGUAAUUAUGGUUAUUGAAUAGAAAAAAAAAAAACACCAUUCCGAAGAUGGACGUCAACAAUUCUAGAAAUUUGCAUUGAAUAUAAUUAUAAUAAUUUGUAUUGUCACUGUGCUAAUGCAAAAUAAUUGAGGCUGUCAGAUUCUCUAGAUGAUUAAGAAUAUUUUACAGCUUUAAUGGUGUCUGAUAUAAUAAUCAAGUGUGUGGCGUGAGUUCAACAAAACAUUAACAUCCUUUCAUAUUUUAUUACUGUCCCAGACAAAUUUGAUUAUUUAUCCGUCAGUUUUAUUCAACACAGCUAUACGCUAACUACAGCUGCCGAACCGAAGGCUGUUUCAAUAGUUAAAGCGUGAAAAGGAUCAAUAAUAUGAAAUAUAUUUAUGCUCUUACUAGACAACAUCUCACAUGACACAGAUUUCCAGACACAAAUGUUCAUAAAUUUAUAAUGCAAUAAUUAUUGGUGUUUUUGCUAAUUAAGAAACUGGAAGGAUUAAUAAUAGCAAAGUAUUUGACUGCGCUAUAAAAAAUUGUGAUCAGUGCCAAAGUACAUUAACUUACACUUCAACUGAAGUCAAAUGCAUCGGAAAUUAUAGUGAUUUUUCAUCGUGAAAGUAUCGUCAACAAAAUGUAAAAGGAAUUAUUGUCGAUACAUUGGCUGCCUUCAAAUUAAAAGACUCUAAUUUUUAAUGGUGUGGUCAACAAUAAUCUUUAUAUAUUACAUUGCAAUACUAUAUAAAAUAAAAGGAAAGAAGAGAAUUGAUGAGAAACGGUAAAGAUUAUCCACGAUAUAAUGUUCGCAUUAAAAAGUGCCAUAGCUACUGCAGUGCAAAUAUGCUAAUAUUACGCAAAACAAGAUAAAAGAGAAGAUUAUAAAACAAUUAUUAAUAAUUAACAAAUCUAGUGAUAUAACGCGCUCUAAGAUUAAUUGAUAGCAUCCGAAUUUAUGCUGCAGCAAUACCGGCAAUUUGAAAAAAGCUAUUUUCACAUUUGCUGGAAAUCUCAUUCAAAAGUCCAGUGGACAACAUAGAUACAGAUCUGCAGUUUUCUCAAGAUACGCGUGGAAUUCAACAGAAGACAAGAACAAGACGUUAUUUUUUAAGACUCCACGAUUUCUUAAGCCGCGCAAGAGAAACGGCAACUUCUCUACGCGAAGAAGGAUCACUUAUGCUUCGCACGUAGUAUCUCGAAUAGAAAUCGGUUCCUCUCGAUUUUGGACACCGUUCCAUCGAGCUUGAGGAGCCAUCAUGGACGCAAGCGUGGAAGAAACCGAGCUCGACGUCGGUUCAGCGAGCGACGAGCUGGAGUCAUCGGCGCCGGAGCCGAGGCACGCGCGACGUCCGACGCCGCGGCCCUUCACGAUCGAGAGCUUGAUCGGCGGCGCACGCGAAGAUCACGAUGCCAACGGUGGCGGCGUCGCGCGGGACGACCGAACGAACGGCAGCGAGGAGGAAGAACAUCGGGAUCGAGAGUACCAGCUCUAUCAGAGGCAUUAUCUAGCGACUGCCGCGGCGAGUACGUUACCUUCAGGUUUCGGCGUGCCGCUCGGCUUGUACAGCGCUUGGCUACCGAUGCGGAUGUACGGCGGCGGUGCGACCGGCGUCCCGAUGCUGCCGCCACAGCAUCCGUCCGCCGGUUAUCCGACUCAUUCGGAACUGCAUCAGAGCCGGCUGCCUCAGCCCUCCGCACCAGUUUCCGGUCAUCCGCAGGGAUACUACCCGCUGGACGGUUGCCGUCGCGCCGCGAGCCAACGCGCGCCGAGCAGCUUCACCGACAGUGAGGACGAGGACGGCAGCAUCGGCUCGCCGGCGUCGCCGGUUCACGACCUCUCCAAGUCGCGGCACGGAUCCGAAAACGGACGCGCAUCAGCCGAAAGUGACGAGGAGGGUGGCGGGGCUGCGGGUUCCGGCGAGGGUCAUGACAUCUCCGACGGUGUCGUCGGCGGCGUCGGCAAUGCCGUGACGAGUCCCAGCGGGUCCUUAGAGAACGGACAGAACUCGUCAGCAUCGAAUGCCGGCGGUAACAAGGCCCGCCGGCGACGCACCGCGUUCACUUCGGAACAGCUGUUGGAGCUCGAGCGAGAAUUCCACGCGAAGAAGUACCUGAGUCUGACAGAGCGCUCGCAUAUAGCGCACGCGUUAAAACUGUCAGAGGUGCAGGUGAAGAUAUGGUUCCAGAACCGGCGUGCCAAAUGGAAGCGGGUGAAGGCCGGGCUGAGCGGCGGCGGCGUCGGCGUCGGUUCGGCGACGGCGGCCAUGACGCCCUCCGGCGCCUCAGGCCGCCACAACGGUACCGCCGGACAACACGCCGGCUCCGGCACCAGAAUAGUGGUGCCGAUACCGGUGCACGUGAGUCGUUUGGCAGUCAGGUCGCACCACCAUCAUCUGGAGAAGUGCGCGAGGGCGCCGCGCGCGAGGCCGACGCCACCCUCGGGUGCCGAUGGCGGAUCCGCGGGAGCGGCAUCGCUGGGCGAUGCGUUAGGACUAGUGAAUUCGAACCUGACCGGUCAGGUGCAGCCGCCUCUGGGCGCCGGCAUGGGGGUGGAGAUCGGUGUCGGGGGUGGUCUCAGGGCAUUCGCGGUGCCGGCGCACCGGGCCGGUCUCGGGGUCUUCUGGAAGGUAGUGAACAUCGUGAACAAUGAACUUGAAUUGCUGGUACGCGGAAGGAAGAGAGAUAGGAUAUAGAUUGAUAAUUGGUGUAUAGGACGCGGUGUAUAGAACGCGUGGAAAGAUGGAGCCGGGUCGAUUGCUUGAAGAGUGUAAAAGGCAAAUUUUUUUCAACCAAGUCGAAUAUAAACACAUUAGUGUCGAUUGAACAACGUUCUAAAAUAAACUUUAAACGACUGUGAAAUGUUGUUACGAUCACCAGAAGGAACGUAUUGAAUUUUUUUUAUCUUAUGUAAUUCUUAUAUAUUUUCUCAUCACUUUGCUCUGAAGUUACGUCUCAAGUGCUCGAUCCCUUUCCAUAACGAAGCUUUCGACCUUACAACGUGCAUUGUAAAUAGUAAGUCCUAGAGGUUUGUAAAUAUAUACGUACACCACGCGUAGAUAGUAACUUCACGUAAACACAAUAGCUCGUACCUGUAGAUAGUUUACGUUAAACAAUGAGGUUUCAGCUUGGCGAACAUUACGUGGCAGCAAUAUCGCGUAUCGAUCAGUCGUGCGAUCAUCGCAGCUGCCUUAUACCGGCGAAACAUUACAAGGAGGCGGAAGCGCACAAAAUGUCGGGCUAUAGACUUGCAUACGUUGUAAUAUCGUGUCGGCAAUAAAACGUACGACUGUAAUCCGAAAUGUCGUUUGCCUCCUUAUACCUCACAUUUAUGUGGCACAACUAGGACUGAUUUACAAGGAUAAUUUGUUAAAAAAA